ACAUGGGCUCUGCUCCUAAAAAUCUUUACCUUCCCGUCCCUAAUUUCCCCCAAUUCCCCAUAACCGUAACGAACCUCUCUCUCUCUGUCUCUCUGCCCCUUUUCUCUCAGAUCGCCGCCAACUCAAUCUCUCUGCCUACCCUCGUCGCCGGCUCUGUCUCUCUUUCUCCAUCAGCGCGUCAGGAGUCACUCAUCAAAUAUUGUUUGUGAACGUAAGGAGAUAUGGAAGAUGUUUUAACUGAGAUUCCCCCGCCCUCAAGGUUUCACGAGGAAGAUCUCUAUAACUUCACACCUCCCUCGCCACCUAUUCCUUCUCCAUUCCUUUUGUUUUCUAAUCCUAAGCCAAACGAGCCUCUUCGCCCAACUCUUCUCAUCAUUGCCUUAUCUUCCCCUUCGCUCUAUGUUUUCCACCAUCUACCUUCCAAGGUGCUAAUUGGAAGUCUUAUCCUGCCUGAGAUACCCUUCUCUGGAAACUCUAUCGACCUCUCCCUUCGAGACAAGUCCUGCAAUAUCUAUGCCAUUGGUGACAAGAACACCUCAGUUCUUGUUGUCUCCGUUCAGUGCCCUGUUGCUGUCGAGAGGUCUCACAUUGUUGCUAAGUUGCUGAUCAGUGAGCAGAUUAUUCCUGAAAGGGUAUUGGUUUUUGAUUCUAUUCAGCGCCAGAACUUCCGGGGUAGGCUUUCUCCUGAUGAACCAUUUGCUUUCAAGCUGGAGACAUCAUUAGAAAGGAAAGAGCCGAGUGAUAGCCGUGUUCUGAAAGACUUAGAUUUUCUUCCAUCAGGAAGCGUAGUGGAUGGGCUGGGUGCAGCCCUCUUGGCUAGAUGCCAGAUGAGGAGCAUCAAGGGAACUCUUUGUGUUGCAUGGCCUGAAGUGGGUGGUGUUGCGGUUAACCUGCUCAAGUCUCUACUAAAAAAUGUAUUGCCUAGCUUAGAUAUAAGCAUACAUGGUAAACCUGAGGAUAAAGAUUUAUGGUCCGGCCAGAAUAGGGAUCAUCAUUUUGAUUCUGAUAUGUACACCUGAACAAACUAGGUUUUGAGUGAAAGCACUUUUGUUUUCUUUUUCUUUUAAUAAACAAUUUCUAGUGGAAUUGUGUAUUUUUUUUUACUAACAUGUUAUAGGUUUUUAUGUUGAUCAUUUUGUUUAUUAGAGAAAAAGUUGUUGUAGUAUCAAUGAAUUGAGGCUAUUUUGUUUUGUUCUUAUGUCUUAAUGCUGAAAAGUUGGUUGUUUCUGGUUGGUUUUACCCUAA
Messenger RNA from Humulus lupulus (European hop), 1245 nucleotides. RefSeq lists its product as uncharacterized. The record is from RefSeq and is a predicted model, not a curated record. NCBI's taxonomy places the organism in Eukaryota, Viridiplantae, Streptophyta, Magnoliopsida, Rosales, Cannabaceae. The transcript is spliced from 2 exons. The coding region runs from base 222 to 1019 and encodes 265 amino acids.